Schistosoma curassoni is the source of this 1121-nucleotide messenger RNA. NCBI's taxonomy places the organism in Eukaryota, Metazoa, Platyhelminthes, Trematoda, Strigeidida, Schistosomatidae. The record is from the annotation of a GenBank genome assembly.
GAUUAUUAUAAAUGGCUUCCGAAGAUUGUGACGAUAUAUUUGGACGCCGAUAUCUUACAGAUGCUUCUGAUGUUUAUGAGUGGAAUGCUUGGUAAAAAUUAGGAUGAAAAAACCCAACUUUUUCUCUAGGGAUGACGUUCAGUGGACAGAAGAGCAGGAAAAUUUAGCAAAAGAAAUAAUACUUUUGAAUAGUACUGUUAGACUCCCAGAUGAUUCUCAAGAAUUGAGAUCCUUGCACAUGAAUACUGGGACAAGUUUUAUUCCCAUCAUGAAGAUAGAUUUUUCAAGGACAGAAAUUGGUUAGAAAAAGAGUUCUGUGAAUUAUUUUCUUCAACAUGUGAGUUAUUGCCCUUUUUAAUUUUUUAGCACCUAGUGUGCACAUAAUGGAGGUCGGUUGUGGUGUGGGAAAUACAAUAUUUCCAAUAUUACGCGCUGUAAAGAGUCCUGGACUGUUGAUAUAUGCAUCAGAUUUCUCUGAAAAGGCUCUAUCUAUACUCAAAGAAUCCAAAGGAUAUGACGCUGAUCGUUGUAUUACUUUCCAGCAUGAUAUAACCAAAACUAAUGAUGAAAUCCCUUGUCCUAGAAAUAGUUUGGAUUUUCUAGUCUUAGUGUUCGUAUUAUCAGCAGUUAAUCCUGAAUUGUUUCACCGUACACUUAAAAAUCUUGUUACGUAUUUAAAACCCGGAGGUGUGCUAUUGUUUCGAGAUUAUGGAAGGUUUGAUUUAGCUCAGCUAAGAUUUAAAAAUGGCCAGUGUUUAAAAGACAACUUUUAUAUGAGAUCAGAUGGGACAAGAGUUUACUUUUUCACUCAAGAUGAAUUACACAAAUUAUUUACGGACGUUGGUCUAGAAAAGAUUCAGAACAAGGUUGAUCGCAGAUUAAUCGUAAAUCGCAAAAAGAAGUUAAAGAUGUACAGAAUUUGGAUUCAAUGUAAAUAUAACAAGCUUAAGUAUUCCAGCUUUAGCCAUCACGUGAUUCCACAUGACUGCACAUGGUUGUAUAUGAAGACUUUGAAAAAGCCGAAAGAUAGGGAGAACAAAACAGUAUUCGAGUUAAAUAAAAAUGAAUUGUGUCAGGAUCUUCAACCUUCUAGCCAUUUAGAUAGCUGUUUCCUAUCAUGA